Molecule: messenger RNA, 1775 nt
Organism: Triticum aestivum (bread wheat)
Lineage: Eukaryota; Viridiplantae; Streptophyta; Magnoliopsida; Poales; Poaceae
Product: ALA-interacting subunit 3
Cellular component (GO): plasma membrane; Golgi apparatus; endoplasmic reticulum
Source: RefSeq, a predicted model, not a curated record
ACCGGCCCACCCCGCACCCACCGCAGCCGUGCCGUCCCUCCUCCUCCACCUCCAUCCCCUUCCCAUCGGGGUCAGAAUCACUCCGCGCUUUCCCUUCCUUCCCACCCAAGCAAGCUCCCUCCCUCCCUUCCUCCCCGAGGGCCAGCGGCGAGCCCCGCCCCGAGAUCGGCGCGAGCUCCCUCCCUCCCCGAAUCGACAGCGGAGGCCGCCGGGGCGGGGCGGGCUGCUCGCGGGGUUUAUCGGGGUCCGGAGCGGCGUGGGGGAGGCGGCGUGGCGGCGGCGUGGGGGAUGAUGAUGGACGGCAGCGCGGCCGGCACGAGCAACGGCGGAUCCGGGGCCGACGGGGACGCCGCCAGGAGGAACAACACCAGGAUGCCCAAGUAUUCCAAGUUCACGCAGCAGGAGCUGCCGGCCUGCAAGCCGAUCCUUACUCCAAAAUGGGUUGUCUCGGUGUUUUUCCUUGUCGGCGUCGUCUUUGUCCCAGUUGGCGUCGUUUCGCUACUAGCUGCACAAGAUGUUGUUGAGAUCAUUGAUCGGUAUGAUCAUGCAUGUGUCCCACCUAACAUGACUGAUAACAAGCUUGCGUACAUCAAGAAUGAUACUAUAUCCAAAGAGUGCACAAGGAUUCUCACGGUUACAAAGGAGAUGAAACAGCCAAUUUAUGUGUACUACCAGCUCGAUAACUUUUAUCAGAAUCAUAGAAGGUAUGUGAAGAGCCGAAAUGAUGCGCAGCUAAGAGAUUAUAAGAAGUCAAAUACGACAACCUCAUGUGACCCUGAGAGGUUCACGGCUGAUGGAAAACCAAUUGUUCCGUGUGGUCUGAUUGCUUGGAGUUUGUUUAAUGACACCUAUAGCUUCACUCGUGGUAAAGAAAACUUGACAGUAAACAAGAAGGACAUCUCCUGGAAAAGUGAUAGGGAGCACAAAUUUGCCAAAAAUGUCUACCCAAGCAACUUCCAGAAUGGUGCGCUCAUAGGUGGAAAGAAGCUUAACUCGAGUAUCCCGCUGAGCGAACAGGAGGAUCUUAUUGUUUGGAUGCGGACUGCAGCGCUUCCUACAUUCAGAAAGUUAUAUGGGAGGAUAUACGUUGAUCUCAAGGCGAAUGAUACCAUAACAGUGAGGCUGAGUAACAACUACAAUACAUAUAGCUUCGGUGGCAAGAAGAAGUUGGUCCUUUCCACUGCAACCUGGCUUGGAGGAAAGAAUGAUUUUCUUGGAUUUGCAUACCUCAUAGUUGGUGGACUCUGUAUUUUCUUGGCAUUUGCAUUCACCUUGCUAUACUUGAUAAAGCCAAGGAAACUGGGAGAUCACAACUACCUGUCCUGGAACAGGCACCCCGCAGGCCGCUAAGGGUGUUUCCGAACUCGAUAUGGCGUACAAUUGAUGCCCGCCUCGACUACGUGAAAUGUAUCAUCAUGCCCUACAUGAUACCUGAGAUUGCCAGUAGCUCUAGACCACUUGUGUGUGUACAUUUUAACAAACGGAUCUAUCUAUGUUCUUUUGUUUGUUGUGGUAGGGGCAUGCAUACAACAGCCGAUCUUUGUUGUUGGGUACUACGGAUUGUAUUACUACCUCUGAUCCAUAAUAAGUGUUGCAGUUUUGAACUAGUCCCAGUUCGAAACUGCGACACUUACUCUGGAUCGGAGGGAGUAUCAAGUUUCUCAUUUCGUGGUAUGGAUUUAUUAACCAUUCUGUAAUGUACUGUAAUAGUUUAUUGACCCUAUGAGAUUCCAGACAAUGCAUGAAUGCCUUGGGAUACCAAAGUUACAUUUUUC